AGGGAGCGGGAGAGGGAGCGGGAGAGGGAGCGGGAGAGGGAGCGGGAGAGGGAGCGGGAGAGGGAGCGGGAGAGGGAGCGGGAGAGGGAGCGGGAGAGGGAGCGGGAGAGGGAGCGGGAGAGGGAGCGGGAGCGGGAGCGGGAGCGGGAGCGGGAGCGGGAGCGGGAGAGGGAGCGGGAGCGGGAGCGGGAGCGGGAGCGGGAGCGGGAGCGGGAGCGGGAGCGGGAGCGGGAGCGGGAGCGGGAGCGGGAGAGGGAGCGGGAGAGGGAGCGGGAGAGGGAGCGGGAGAGGGAGCGGGAGAGGGAGCGGGAGCGGGAGAGGGAGCGGGAGAGGGAGCGGGAGAGGGAGCGGGAGAGGGAGCGGGAGAGGGAGCGGGAGCGGGAGAGGGAGCGGGAGAGGGAGCGGGAGAGGGAGCGGGAGAGGGAGCGGGAGAGGGAGCGGGAGAGGGAGCGGGAGAGGGAGCGGGAGAGGGAGCGGGAGCGGGAGAGGGAGCGGGAGAGGGAGCGGGAGAGGGAGCGGGAGAGGGAGCGGGAGAGGGAGCGGGAGAGGGAGCGGGAGAGGGAGCGGGAGAGGGAGCGGGAGAGGGAGCGGGAGAGGGAGCGGGAGAGGGAGCGGGAGAGGGAGCGGGAGAGGGAGCGGGAGAGGGAGCGGGAGAGGGAGCGGGAGAGGGAGCGGGAGAGGGAGCGGGAGAGGGAGCGGGAGAGGGAGCGGGAGAGGGAGCGGGAGAGGGAGCGGGAGAGGGAGCGGGAGAGGGAGCGGGAGAGGGAGCGGGAGAGGGAGCGGGAGAGGGAGCGGGAGAGGGAGCGGGAGAGGGAGCGGGAGAGGGAGCGGAGAGAGGGAGCCCUCCCUUGGGUUUUACUCGGCAUCCAUUCUGCCCACAAGGAUGACCUGAGUGCAUCGCUGGCAGAGAUCCUUUAUGGAGAGCCCCUCCUCUUGCCAGCGGAAUUCGUGGAAGACGCACCGCCAGUUGACGCCAUCGACCUUCUGGCACUUAUGGAAUGGGUGCGUGCACAAGUCAUUCACCUACGACCACCCCCAACUCGCCCUUAUACCACACCGCUGUUGUUCGUCCACAAGGACCUGGCAUCAUGUGAAUUCGUGAUGCUGCGCAACGACCCCGUGCGUGUGGCUUUGCAACCACCUUACUCGGUGCUGCAUCGCACCUUACGUUGCGGAGUGAAUACCAUCAUAAUAUAUCUCAAUGGACAACCUCAAACAGUUUCUGUUAACCGCUUAAGACCGGCAUGGUCUCUCUCCCAACAGCAUUCCGACGCUUCCGAUCUGCCUGCCAUCGCCGCCGCCACGCCUGCUGUCGCCGCCGACGUGACCUCGUGCGACGUUUCACUGUCUGUGCAGGAGUCCGACACAUGUGACCCUGUCGGCCCGGUUUCCAAGGCGCCCACUUCUCCCGCUGGAGGCAGCUUUCAACCGCUGCUCUGGCACAAAGAUUUUGUGUUCGAGUGA
Schistocerca gregaria is the source of this 1464-nucleotide messenger RNA. RefSeq names its product RNA-binding protein 25-like. Lineage: Eukaryota; Metazoa; Arthropoda; Insecta; Orthoptera; Acrididae. The record is from RefSeq and is a predicted model, not a curated record. The annotation marks the transcript as partial. The transcript has 2 exons.